GUUUCCUCUCUCACCAUAGCGCCCGCUCUGUCGCCCUUCGUUCACCUCUCCUUCCUCUCGUCCCUGCCUGCCAGGGAGAGGGGAAGUCAGAGGCACGGAGUGGCGCAGAGCAGACGCCCGUGAACCAUUGUAGCUGUCCCUGUCGUCGUCGUCGUCAACGAACCCACACAAGGAAAGGAUGGAGAAGAAGCCGACCAUCCUCAUGAACAGGUACGAGCUCGGGCGCACGCUCGGGCAGGGCACCUUCGCCAAGGUGUACCACGGCCGGAACCUCGCGUCCGGCGAGAGCGUGGCCAUCAAGGUCAUCGACAAGGAGAAGGUGAUGCGCGUCGGCAUGAUCGACCAGAUCAAGCGCGAGAUCUCCGUCAUGCGCCUCGUCCGCCACCCCAACGUCGUGCAGCUGCACGAGGUGAUGGCCAGCAAGAGCAAGAUAUACUUCGCCAUGGAGUACGUCCGGGGCGGCGAGCUCUUCGCCCGCGUCGCCCGCGGCCGGCUCAAGGAGGACGCCGCGAGAAGGUACUUCCACCAGCUCGUCGGCGCCGUCGACUUCUGCCACAGCCGCGGCGUCUACCACCGCGACCUCAAGCCCGAGAACCUCCUCGUCGACGAGCACGGCAACCUCAAGGUCUCCGACUUCGGCCUCAGCGCGCUCAGGGAGUGCCAGAAGCAGGACGGCCUGCUGCACACCACCUGCGGCACCCCCGCGUACGUCGCGCCGGAGAUCAUCAACAAGAAGGGCUACGACGGGGCCAAGGCCGACAUCUGGUCCUGCGGCGUCAUCCUCUUCGUGCUCCUCGCCGGCUACCUCCCGUUCCACGACGCCAACCUGGUGGAGAUGUACCGCAAGAUCAGCAGAGCCGACGUCAAGUACCCGCAGUGGUUCUCCCCUGAGCUCCGGCGGUUGAUGCCCAAGCUCCUCGAACCGAACCCAAACAACAGGAUCACGAUCGAGAAGCUGGUCGAGCACCCCUGGUUCAAGAAGGGGUACAGGCCGGCCGUCAUGCUGGCACAGCCGCACGGCUCCAGCAGCCUCAAGGAUGUCCAGGUCGCCUUCAGCAACGCCGACCACAAGGACAGCAGCAGCAAGGUGGAACAGCCGGCGGACAGCUCCUUGAAGCCGGCGAGCCUGAACGCGUUCGACAUCAUCUCCCACUCCAGAGGGUUCGACCUGUCAAGCCUGUUCGAGGUGGACCAAGAGCAGAAGGCCAGCAACUCGCGGUUCAUGACCCAGAAGCCGGCGUCGGCGAUAGUGUCAAAGCUGGAGCAGAUCGCUGAGACAGAGCGCUUCAUGGUGAAAAAACAGGACGGGCUGGUGAAGCUGCAGGGGUCCAAGCAAGGGAGGAAGGGGCAGCUCGCGAUCGACGCCGAGAUCUUCGAGGUGACACCGGCCUUUCACGUCGUCGAGGUGAAGAAGUCGGCAGGCGACACGCUGGAGUAUGAGAUGUUCUGCAGCAAGGGCCUAAGACCUUCACUCAGCGACAUCUGCUGGAGCAGCCGAUCUGAGGAGAACAUGGCUCCUUCAGUGGUUCAGCCAUCAUAAUUGAAGCCAUCCUCUUAGACCGUCUCCAGCACUUUAUCCAUAUGGUCUCCCCCUCUUAGUCGAUUGUUAUUUAAGUGCAGCCUCUUCGGAGAUGCAAUUACAAUCCAUCCUCUCUUUCUUUUUCCCUUUCUCAAAGAGCUAGGACCUUGCUCGACUGAGCAUCAGGCUGUAGGGCUCUUUGUGAUCAUCUUUUGCCAGUUUUCUUCUUGUAGCAGAAAUUGUUGGGCAUGGAA
Molecule: messenger RNA, 1773 nt
Organism: Zea mays
Lineage: Eukaryota; Viridiplantae; Streptophyta; Magnoliopsida; Poales; Poaceae
Exons: 1
Coding region: 179-1540 (453 amino acids)
Biological process (GO): signal transduction; protein phosphorylation
Molecular function (GO): protein serine/threonine kinase activity; ATP binding
Source: RefSeq, marked validated